Messenger RNA from Meloidogyne enterolobii, 2250 nucleotides. NCBI's taxonomy places the organism in Eukaryota, Metazoa, Nematoda, Chromadorea, Rhabditida, Meloidogynidae. The record is from the annotation of a GenBank genome assembly.
AUGGAAUAUAAUGAAAACCCUUUAAAUGAUUUACUCGAUCGUUACAACAUAAUAUACAUACUAGUCGAUAUAUCAGACGUCAACGCAAUCGACUUUUCCCCUUCAAUUGAAUCUACUCAACAACCACUCUCAGUUUUCAACCAAAAUGGGAGACGUUCUACCUCCCCUUUGAGCGAUCGCCGAGUUGCUUUUCAAGAGAAUAAUAGAGGGACUGACAGGGCUUCAUCAAAAGCAGAAACAUCAACAUUUAUAAACAUUGAAACACACCAACAACAACAACCUCUAUCCCCACAAAAAUUAACAAACUCCAACAGUAAUCUUUGCCUGCUCCAACCACCUAACCCCUCAACACAUUUUCAACCAAAAUUUCCUCGUUUAAAUAAUCAUCGCACCUCUGAAGUGCGCAAAAUGUCUAUUGUUGGGAAGCCUCUGGUUUACAAAAAUUAUAGAACCGAUCAGCGCUUUAGGCGGGUCCAGUCAAAAAUGCACAAUUUUCUUGAGAGGCCGAGAGGGUGGAAGGCAGCAAGCUAUCAUUUGGCUGUUUUGGUGAUGGUCCUAAUGUGCCUAGCUUUGAGUGUGUUCAGUACUAUACCCGAGUUUGAGGAGCAAGCAACUCUCACUCUUUAUUAUACAGAAAUUAUUUUUGUUUUUUGGCUGGCUAUUGAGUAUGUUUGCCGGAUAUGGUCUGCUGGGUGUCGUAGUAGAUAUCGAGGUGUUGCCGGCCGUAUUCGGUUUGGAACUUCAGCUUAUUGCAUUAUCGACAUAAUUGUGAUAACGGCCUCGUUAGUGGUCCUGUGUAUGGGUGCCACUGGACAGGUAUUCGCAGCCUCAGCCAUCCGUGGCCUUCGCUUUUUCCAAAUACUCAGAAUGCUCCGAAUUGAUAGGAGGGCUGGAACUUGGAAAUUACUUGGCUCAGUCGUGUGGGCACAUCGCCAAGAAUUGCUUUCUACUCUAUAUAUUGGCUUUCUAGGGCUAAUUUUUUCUUCCUUCCUAGUUUAUCUAUGCGAGAAAAACUACAAUGAUAAAUACACAUCAUUUGCUGAUGCUCUAUGGUGGGGAGUGAUAACACUCUCUACCGUUGGUUACGGAGAUGUUACCCCAAUGACUUGGCCAGGCAAAAUAAUUUGUGCAGUUUCUGCACUUCUCGGAAUUUCAUUUUUUGCUUUGCCUGCAGGAAUACUCGGCCCCGGAUUUGCAUUAAAAGUCCAACAACAUCAGAGGCAAAAACAUUUGAUUAGAAGAAGGGUGCCAGCUGCAAGGCUUAUUCAGUGCUUGUGGAGGCAUUAUUGUGCUCAACCCGAAAGCAGAAGCCAGGCAACCUGGAAAGUCUACUUGCAGCCUGCUCCAAUAAUAAGAAUCAGGCCUUGUGUAUCUGCCCCAAACGGUCAAAACAACAGUUUAAUCAACCGAAUAAGACAAAGUGCCAGAAGAAAACCGCCUCCUGCCCCAUUAAGUACUGAUUUUGGAGCUGAAGAUGAUACACCGACAGACACACUUUGUGGGGUAAAUGUCAGGACUUUCAUUGUAUCAGCUUCAGAUACUCUUAGUGAAAUUGAAAGUUUGGGUGCUUUAGGAUUCUCACUUGGAAGUUGGCGUAAGAGCAGUAGUAACAAGAGCAACAAUAGAAAUUAUUCCCACCACAAAAAGAGCAUUUCCGCCUUGGCAAUGUCCACAACUUCAGCUAUUAUGGAUAGUGACUGUGGACAACAUCGUCCCGUGGGGAACAGUUCUUCCCUAGCUCCCCCAAAUGCUCAUCCUCCGCCUAAACAACGCCAAUUCAAAAAUUUACUACCUCGUCGUCCAUCAACCUCACCGGAAGAAAGAAGAUAUAAAUCCUCGAGCCCUAAACUUGCUGAAAAAUCAGACGAAGAAAAACAGCCAGAAGCCUCAGAAAAGGACAUAAACCCUCGAAAGCCUUGCCGGUCAUUUUCUGCUGCGGAUCCAGCCACCCUCCUUCUAGGCGAUUUUUGGAUGGCACCUUGGCUAGAAUGGAUAGCGAGGGAACGUGCGGGAGGGAUAAACACAGGGAAUGGAGGGAACGACAAUAAUGGGAAUGAUGGGAAUAAUAAUAACAACAACAAUGGAGGAAACGAGGACUCCUCAGUGUGGGGUCAGUUCACUGCAUGUGCACCUCUCCAUCAGCGACGGGGUCAGGACCGUCGGCGCCUAUCCAAUGAAUACGUGUCCGGUAAAAUAAAAAGAAAAAUUAGUAAAUUGCAAGUGCGCAGUCUUUAUCGCAUUAUUAUUUAA